AUGACCACAAUAGAGUUUCUACGAUCAGGAACUACACCUUCUGAUCGGGAGGAAGCUCGCUUAUUGAGAAGAAGGGUUGGUCGCUUCACCUUAGUCAAGGACCAGCUCUACAAGAAGGUCUUAUUCAGGCCAUUGCUUAAAUGCGUCAGAUCAGAGGAUGCCGACUAUAUACUGCAAGAAGUACACCAAGGCUCCUGUGGAGGGCAUCUGGGCGGUCGGGCACUAGCAAGAAAGAUCUUGCUGGGCGGACAGUUCGCCGGACGGAAACUCAAAGAGUGGUGUGAGGAGUAUGGAAUCCAGCAUGCCUUCACCUCCGUAGUGUAUCCUCAGAGCAACGGACAAGUUGAAGUCGCCAAUCGAGAGAUCUUGCGGAUUUUGCGAGUUCGACUCGACCACAUCGGAGGGAGCUGGGUGGACGAGCUCCCCGGUGUGUUAUGGGCAAUACGCACGACCCCUAAGGAAGGCACGGGGAUAACCCCAUUCCACCUUGUGUACGGCGAUGAAGCGAUCGUCCCGGUCGAGGUCGGAGUCGAAUCCAAUCGAAUACAACACUACAGCGAAGACAACGCCGAGCGGAGGCUUCUGGAGCUGGACUUUGUGGAUGAGACACGCGAUAAAGAAGUCGUUCGGCUGAUGGCUUAUAGGUAG
Molecule: messenger RNA, 648 nt
Organism: Zingiber officinale
Lineage: Eukaryota; Viridiplantae; Streptophyta; Magnoliopsida; Zingiberales; Zingiberaceae
Exons: 2
Coding region: 1-648 (215 amino acids)
Biological process (GO): DNA integration
Molecular function (GO): nucleic acid binding
Source: RefSeq, a predicted model, not a curated record